Molecule: messenger RNA, 822 nt
Organism: Chaetomium strumarium
Lineage: Eukaryota; Fungi; Ascomycota; Sordariomycetes; Sordariales; Chaetomiaceae
Exons: 1
Coding region: 190-654 (154 amino acids)
Source: RefSeq, a predicted model, not a curated record
UGUCCCAGUGGCGAGACCAGAUGUGCUUCUAUUAUUAUCACUGCCCAUAUAGCGCCGACUCAUUUCAUAUCGACAUCUGGUAUCAUCGCAACAUCCCACACAGUGUACUCUCUUCCUUUGAAACCCAAAAGGAUUGAGCUCGGGUUCCCCUUUUCACAACAGGCUUCCGGACAUUAAAUACAGUCUGCAAUGGGCCUCCCCUACUCCAAACAAAUCCACCACGCCUUCGACCAGGUAACCCCGCUCGUGGCCGCCGGCUUCCGCGUGCUCGAGACCUCGCGCGACAUCGCCCUCCUGGUCGCCUUCAUCCAGGUCCUGACCUGUGUCUUGCUCUUCCUCAUCCUGGUCGUUCUGCUCGCGCUGCUGGUCACGGUCAACCCGGAUUUGGAAGUCGAACGCCGCGUCCUGGUCACGCCUUGUGUACAGUGGCUAGCGGCGUGGGUGCGGGAACCGGAAGAUAGGAAAUGGCUGGAAUUCGUGGCAUUUGCGGUGGCUGGGGGUGUGGUCUUUGGGGCGUGGGCCGGGAGUGCGGUCAUGCAGGAGUCGGGGGAAACCGAGACCAAGAGGGCAAGGGGGCUGAUGGUGCAGCACGAGGAGGAGGAGGUUGUGGUGGAGGAGGCGGUGGGGGUUGUGGAAGGCGCUGGUCCGGGCUAAGGGAGGGAGGUUAACUGCAAGAUCUCUGCCCUAUAUCGACCGUGAGGGCAAGCUGGACCAUGUCAUUUUGAAAGAAAAAUCCGCAUCCGUUCAACUUGACAUUGAGAUGCAGUUUUGUUUUGAAAAGGAGAAGGCUUAUUUCUAAGCCACUGUCGGGCAAUAUCAGGC